Messenger RNA from Alternaria viburni, 552 nucleotides. RefSeq lists its product as uncharacterized. The record is from RefSeq and is a predicted model, not a curated record. The transcript is spliced from 2 exons. NCBI's taxonomy places the organism in Eukaryota, Fungi, Ascomycota, Dothideomycetes, Pleosporales, Pleosporaceae. The coding region runs from base 1 to 552 and encodes 183 amino acids.
AUGCUCGACUUUCUCGAUCAAGUCGCAAAGAGGUACAAACAGCAAGCCGUUGCAAACAAGAUACCUGAAGAAGAUGCGGCUGAGAUGGAGCAAUUACUCGUCGAUACUCAUGCACAGAUGCGAUCUUGGAACGCGGGCCUCGAAGAUCGUGCGGAAUAUCUCUCCAAGCGAGGGCAAGCUCUCGUACAAACUACGUUCUUCAGCACCACCUUCUUCGACUUCAAACCAGAUCAAGACGACAAGGUCUACUCACAGUGGAUCUGGCUGUAUUUCUUGGUAACAAUCAUCUUGAACUUGACUGUGUUCUUUGGCACAUGGUAUGUGUGGCGAAAGAAAGAGCUCGAAAUCAUGGCAUCAUUCAACUCAGCAGAGAAAGAGCCAAAAGUCCAGAUCGUGGAAACAUCUGUAAGUAGACUUGAUAUUGAGACUGCGCAGUAUGUUGAGCAGGAGAUCGGUCACGCGGCACCGGGGGUGAAGUCGCACACGAACUCGAGAUUUGAUCAACCGAGCCAGCGACAAACACGUUACGCCAAAACAGAGACAAACGCAUAG